GCGGAAGCUAUAGACUUUAAAAGAGAAUCUGAAAUCUCAGACACAGAAAAGGGCGCUUAAAGUUAAUACAUGAUAACUGUGUAAUUACAGAGUUUUGGCAACAGGUACAGACAGUAUGGCUGAAGAAUGGCUUGGGAGUCUGGUGUCAAUCAAUUGUGGCGUCACACUGGGUGUGUAUCAGGGAGAGGUGUCCUCGGUGGACCAGGCUAGCCAAACCAUCUCUCUCAAACAGCCUUUCCACAAUGGCAUCAAGUGCCCUGUGCCUGAGGUGACUUUUAGUGCCAUGGACAUCAAGGAGCUAAAGAUUCUGGAUAUUCGAAAUGGAAACAGCCAGGUUGGUGUGGCUGACUCGGGCUCCUCCUCCUCAGGCCGCUCAGGGGGUAACAGUCGGAGUGGUGGCACUGGGGGGCCGGUCAGUAGUGCCCCCAUGGCUGUUCCGCGGAAAGGCGAGCCAAGAUCACUAGAGGGGCUGACCUCGCCACAGCAGUAUUCCAAAAGCUAUGGGGAGCGCUACCUUGAAACCGCAGGUCAGACCAAGGGCUUUCGCCGGAGACACAACUCCUGGUCAUCUAGCAGCAGAGGACCAAGCCAGGCCACACCCAAGAAGAAUGGCCAGAAGAAUGGAGGUGGGCCAAUGAAGAAUAAGGAUGAUGAGUGUUUCGGGGAUGGCAUGGAAGAAGGCCUGGACACAGAUUUUGACUUUGAGGGGAACCUGGCAUUAUUCGACAAAGCAGCGGUGUUUUCUGAGAUUGACACAUCAGAGCGCCGUGGCAAUGGGGCAAGGUCCCGUGGUACGCCUGGGGAGCGGACGCCUUCCAGCUACCGGCAUGACGAGAACAUCCUGGAGGCUAAACCCAUAGUAUACCGACAGAUCACCGUACCCCAGCAUGGAGGCAAAGAGUACUGCACUGACUCGGGGCUGGUGGUGCCCAGCGUGCCCUAUGAGCUCCACAAGCGGCUGCUGUUGGUGGCUGAGCGGUAUGGCCUCACGCCCGCGCGCCGGCUGGAGAUGACGGGCGUGUGCGCCAGUCAGAUGGCCCUGACACUGCUGGGAGGGCCCAACAGGCUGACCCCGAAGAAUGUGCACCAGCGGCCCACCGUGGUUCUGCUCUGCGGCCCGCACGUGCAGGGUGCGCAGGGCAUGAGCUGCGCCCGGCACCUGGCCAACCACGAGGUGGAGGUCAUCCUCUUCCUGCCCAACUUCGUCAAGAUGCUGGAGGCCAUCACCAAUGAGCUCACGCUGUUCAACAAGACGGGAAACAAGCAGGUGUCUAGUGUCAAAGAUCUGCCUGACACCCCAGUGGACCUGGUCAUCAACUGCCUGGACUCUCAUGAAAAUGCUUUCCUGAGGGACCAGCCCUGGUACCGAGCGGCAGCCGACUGGGCCAACCAGAACAGGGCUCCAGUGCUCAGCAUUGACCCGCCAGUGAGCGGACAGGAGCAGGCAGUAGAGGCAAAAUGGUCCUUGUCUCUGGGUCUGCCCCUGCCUUUGGGGGAGAGCGCAGGCCGAAUGUACCUGUGUGACAUUGGUGUGCCCAACCAGGUGUUCCGGGAGGUGGGAAUCAGCUACCACUCACCUUUCGGAUGCAAGUUUGUCAUCCCCCUGCACUCGGCGUAAUGGAGGCACCUGCAAUCCUCAGUCUGGGCCCUUAACUCAAGCCUUCUUCCCUGUUCUCUCUUGUCUCUACGCAGUCAUGCUUGAUGGCUAUGAACACAGAAUCAGCCUUAAAUUCCACAGAGCUUGAAUGACUGAAUAUGUCUGGCUGUGUUUGGAUAUGGAUAAAGAUACGUUUUUCACAGAUGGAGGCUCCAAUGACAAGGUCAUACCAGCUCAUGUCUUGAACUUUACUUUGUGACUGUUUUCGUUGAGCAUUGUUUAAGGUACCACCAGGGACUGCUGUGAGAGGAGAACUUGUUGUGCUUGUUUGUGCUUGCACACGUGUAUGCGCGUGCAUGUUUGUGGACCUCUUCCCCCCCCUUACCUGAGAGUGUUUACAGCAUGCAUGGGGGCCAUGCUGGGCGCUCUGGCUGAGAAUGCUGGACGUGAUUACAGACUUCCUGUUUUGUUUCCUGCUGGAGCCUGAGCCAGGCCCAGUGAACUGGCCUCUGAGCGUGUGUGUCCAUGUGGAGGGGUCAGGCUCAUGUUCAUGUUUUGUCUUGAAGUUAAGAGUUUGAGAAGAGAAGUGCUUAAAGACAAUAUGGUAUAUUUUGC
Messenger RNA from Megalops cyprinoides (Indo-Pacific tarpon), 2212 nucleotides. RefSeq names its product enhancer of mRNA decapping 3 homolog (S. cerevisiae) (gene edc3). The record is from RefSeq and is a predicted model, not a curated record. Gene Ontology annotation, molecular function: mRNA binding. Gene Ontology annotation, biological process: P-body assembly; deadenylation-independent decapping of nuclear-transcribed mRNA. Bases 116 to 1618 code for a protein of 500 amino acids. The transcript is spliced from 7 exons. Lineage: Eukaryota; Metazoa; Chordata; Actinopteri; Elopiformes; Megalopidae. Gene Ontology annotation, cellular component: P-body.